GUUCAGACCCUGUAGUCUCCAAUAUUAACCUUUUAAGUAUUGAAGCAUAAUCUAUGUAUGUCAUCAUGACAUGUACAAAUUUCAAAUAUGUAAGGUGGCCUUCAUUUGAAAGGAAGCAUAUAAGCAUACCAUACAACGAUCCAUCCAUCAUCUCUCCCACUAACUCGAUUAUCGGAAUGAUCCCUAUUAUUGUCUAUUUAUCCUCUCCACCCUUUCUCUUAUGUGCUUUAGAAGGCACUCAAGGAUAAUGAUGCAUCAUAAACCAUGAUUUUGAAAGAUUCAUCAUGCCAAAACUCAAGGGAAAACCAAGUAGUGACUCGACUAGGAAAUAAUCAAUGCAAACCAUAUUGCUAUUAUAGUUAGGGUAAUGAGAGGCUAUCUCCUAUGGCCGAAAGUCACUAAUUAACCGGCUGAUGAUGAACUAUGAUUCACUUAAACCGUAUUUACAACUCAAGAUAGUCAUAUUUUACUGGACAACAUGUUUAAUUUUGAUAAUUAUGAUUGUCGACUCAAUCAUUGUAACACGUGAAUCAAGAUACGUGACAAGCUCGGUAACUGUGGAACCCCGUCAUUUCGAAGAAGCUUCCAGUAAGGAAGAAGAGGGGAAAAAAAGUGUUGUGGUGUAUGGGAUGUCAAGAAAAGGGAAUGAUCGAUGUUCAUUGCUACGACCCAUGAGAGGCAUAUGGCCUUUCUUGGAUGCACUUUUCCUAACAAACGAUGAUGUUACUUGGCCUUUGGAAGAGAGGAUUAAACAGUGGAGCUAUCACUUCUUCUAGGGCAAAGGAGAGGAAUAAUAUGUCAUAAUAAGCACAUUCAUGAUUCUGUUCCUUUCUUUUUCAGUCCCAUUUACUUCUCCUUUCUUUCAUUUCCAGUCACUGAGGAAAAGGAGGUUGAUGCAGAGAUUUGUAAAAGUUGCUCACAUUUCCAAUGAAAAAUACUGCCUUUAUUAAUGAAAAAAAGUUAAACCACUUUACAUUAAUAUAUUUUUCUAAAUUUUAUUUAUACAAGCAAACAACUCGAAAACACAAACCAGAUGUGCAAUAAGAUCGAGCAUCUGGAAUCAGCAAGGUGUGAGAGCUUUCAUAGCUUGAGAUCUGACAAUCCAAUCGACAAGAUAAUUAAUCGAUAUGGGGGCACAAACAAAUGAGGUUCGUGGAAUUCUGAAUCUCGUUCACGCAAAGUAUCAAAUUGUGACGAUCCUUAACAAUCGUCCGAAAUCGAGUGGACGAUGGACAGUAGAUUUUGAGCCAGAGCAACUCCCUCUCAGAGAAAAAAAAGGGACCCCAUAUUUUUGCUCCGGCAACCGUUGAUAAACGAAGAACGAAUUUGAAAUCCAACCACAUAGAUCGAUUUCCAAACAUAUAAUAAUUACAAAAUUUCGAAUUUCACGAGAUUUUAUAAUUUGUUUUGUAAUCGUGAAACCAAACCCAUGAUAAAAUGCAAAAGGAAGUAACUUUAUACACUAAAAACCUCCAAAUAUGAAUCUAUAGUGAUUGAUUCAUACUUUAACCCCAAACAACCACAUGACUCACUCUGACUCUCCUCCUCCCCCCCCUAUAAAUUGCCACUACCUCCAAAAACCCUUACCCCAAAACACAAGAAAACUACUUCUUCUUACUCAUUCUCCUCCUCCUACCAAAACCAUGGCACCACACUCUGCAACCUCCAUCCUCAUCCUCCUCACCAUCUUCAUCUCAUCCUCUCCAACCUUCAUCACCAGAGCCAGAGCACAAGGCAGGGCGCCCCACGGCCUGGCCUACGAGGGCCCCGUCGCCUUCUCCCCAUCAGCAGUCGAGUUCUUCCACCCCAACAACAACAACCAGCUCCCCGCCGUCACCAGCGGCCACCCGGAGGCCGCUCAGCUCGCCACCGCCGCCAAGACCAGCACCACCAAUCCCGACGAACAGAGCAAUGUGGCCAGCUCGAGGUCCGGCCAGAGGAGGAGUGGGCUGGGUGCAGGGGCGAUUGCAGGGAUCGUGUUUGGAGUUGGGUUUGCUGUGUUCAUGGCCAUGGGUGCGUUCUAUGUGGUGAGGGCUCGUAGGGCCAAUUUGAGCAAGGCCAGCAACUCUGUUCAGCCACAGGUUUAGGAGGUUGGGGUUAUUAGUAGUUAGAGCAUAUUGUAUGAUUAGGUGGUGAGGUUUCAUUAGUGUGUUUUUUGUUGUUGUGGUGUUGGUAUUAGGAGUGAGUGGGGGAAUGGACUUUGGUGCCACAAUGUUUGUUAUCAUCAUGAUCUACCUACUAUUGUAAGCGUGUUCGGAUAAUUUCGUGUUAUUGUUCGUGAAAAAAUGGUCGAUUCCUGUGCAGAAUCUCUGAGCGAGUACAGAAUUUUUUUCCGAGAAAUAAAGACAAUAGUAAUCAAAUCGCAUUUCAAUC
This is a messenger RNA of Linum trigynum, 2373 nucleotides long. NCBI's taxonomy places the organism in Eukaryota, Viridiplantae, Streptophyta, Magnoliopsida, Malpighiales, Linaceae. The record is from the annotation of a GenBank genome assembly.